AUGGCAGACUCCAAUGCCUCGACGUUUGCGUCUCCGACUGCCGACAUCGCGCUCACUGUACGUUGCGUGCGCGAGAUACUCGAGAACAUCCGCAAGACUUCGAGGCCCAGUCGGCCGGAGUCUAUCACCGACCAGGAUGCAAGGCUUUAUGCAGAGAUUGGCGCUGGUAUCAUUGACGAGUUCCUGGACGUCCAAGACGCUGAUGACGUCUGGUCCGAGCUCCUGAGAGGGCCUUGUAUCAGAGAGAUCUUUCUGGCGUGCGACGGCUACAAGGAUGGUGAUGACGACGACGAUGGUGGUGACGGGAGCAAGAACGAGAACAAGAACGAGAACAAGAAUGACUGCGACACACUCAUAGUCAUCUACGUCUGCAGAGACACGCUGCUGUUGGACAGCUUUCGAGACUUCGCGCGGCGAGCCGACAAGCUCCUCUGUCGUAAGUGCUCCAAAUCCAAGUACAAGGAUGCCCUCGCCAUUUGGCAGGCAGCUCUCGACCAGUACGACCGGACUGGAGUCAUGACGACAGAAGAGAGGGCCGCAUGUGACGCACGAGCUCGGAGCAAGGAACCCAACAUGAAGAAGCCGGCCACAUUCGAACGGUGGGCACUGAGGAUGUGGAGGGAGUUGCACGACCUGAAGAGGCCAAGCGACCCUGCAGAGAUCGAGAAGAAGGUCGACAACGCCAACAUGUCGACGGCAGGCUGGACGAAGGAUAUCAGCCAGCGUGUCGAUAUUAUCGCCACUACAACACCUGCCCUGGCCCCCGAGCGAGCACAAGCUAACACACCACCACCAAAAUACCUAAAGGCCGUCGCAAUACCGAACAUGCCCAUGGCAGAUAUCCGCGUGCUCAUGUGCUUCUUCUGCGACAAUCAAGUAGAUUGUCCAGCGCCCUCGAGCACAUCGGCUGACACAGCUCUGGCUCAAAUGGCAGUUCCAAAUCAAGACGCAUCCUCCCAUUGUGGCUGCGGUGAUCCGGACCCAGCCAGGAUUGAUGGCGUCGAGAUUGUGGAAGAGGGCCUCAGGAUCAUGGCCAAUCAGUGUGAGACCAUCGAAUCGGCCAAGUCCAAGGAUAUCAUCGAGAACACUCCGUACAUCAUCUCGGCACCGGACACAGCUGAUGGCAUUGUCGCUCAACACGGCAGCGUGAACGAUGGAAGUCCAGCUAAACCUUCGACAGCUGCAGUCGAGGUAGAGAGCACCGGGCUCACCGCCGCAACUCGAGGCGUGCAAGCUAGGGGUGUACCGGCUGAUCAAGCAGUAGAGCUCGAGUUCAAGACACGCGAGGAAUCUCGAGCAGCGGUGGCGGAUGCUUUUGGUGUCAAUGAGGCUCGUGGGAAAGCGAAGGCUGCUGAAGAGGACAUGGUGCAGACUUCCAACCAGAGUGGGCAGAGCUCAGCUGAGCCACAGGGCGUACCGUACUCCUCGUACCAGGAGAACGCAUCCAGGGACUUGGAGCGCGCCAUCGCGGCCAAGAAACUCCAGAAGCGCAAGAACGGCGAGGCGGAUGAGAUAAAUAAGAAGGGUGAGUUCCUGUCACCGGCAGUGAGCAUUGGGGUUUCGAGGCUCUUGAUGGUCCAUUACGAGGGUGAUAUCAGUGCGUGGGCCUGCAGCAAUGUCAGCGACGCGCCACGAUGGCAAAAGCAUAUUUGUUCGAGUUGGUUGGUUUCGGAAGAACUUACAUGCGCGACAUCAGUAACGGUGGUGUAG
Messenger RNA from Fulvia fulva, 1710 nucleotides. RefSeq lists its product as uncharacterized. The transcript has 3 exons. NCBI's taxonomy places the organism in Eukaryota, Fungi, Ascomycota, Dothideomycetes, Mycosphaerellales, Mycosphaerellaceae. The coding region runs from base 1 to 1710 and encodes 569 amino acids. The record is from RefSeq and is a predicted model, not a curated record.